AUGGUCUCCUACACAGUUAUUGCAGCCGACUGCAAAAGGGUCACAGUGCUGAAGUAUUUUCUGGAAGCCCUUUGUGGACAAGAAGAGCCUCUGCUGGCAUUCAAGGGUGGAAAAUAUGUGUCAGUGGCACCCGUCCCAGACACCAUGGGAAAGGAAAUGGGAAGCCAAGAGGGAAAACAACUGGAAGAUGAGGAAGAGGACGUGGUGAUUGAAGACUUUGAGGAAGAUUCGGAGGCUGAAGGCAGCGGGGGCGAGGAUGACAUCAGGGAGCUCCGGGCCAAGAAGCUGGCUCUGGCCAGGAAGAUAGCGGAGCAGCAACGUCGCCAGGAGAAGAUCCAGGCUGUCCUGGAGGACCAGAGUCAUAUGAGGCAGAUGGAGCUCGAGAUCAGACCCUUGUUCCUCGUACCAGACACCAACGGCUUCAUUGACCACCUGGCCAGUCUGGCACAGCUGCUGGAGAGCAGGAAGUACAUCCUGGUGGUGCCCCUCAUCGUGAUCAAUGAGCUGGACGGCCUGGCCAAGGGGCAGGAGACAGACCACCGGGCUGGGGGCUAUGCCCGCGUGGUGCAGGAAAAGGCCCGGAAGUCCAUUGAGUUCCUCGAGCAGCGAUUCGAGAGUCGGGACUCUUGCCUACGGGCCCUGACCAGCCGUGGUAAUGAACUCGAAUCCAUCGCCUUCCGCAGUGAGGACAUCACUGGCCAGCUGGGCAACAAUGAUGACCUGAUCCUCUCCUGCUGCCUCCACUACUGCAAAGACAAAGCUAAGGACUUCAUGCCCACCAACAAAGAGGAGCCGAUCCGGCUACUGCGGGAGGUGGUGCUGUUGACGGAUGACCGGAACCUGCGUGUGAAGGCGCUGACCAGGAAUGUGCCUGUGCGGGACAUCCCGGCCUUCCUCACGUGGGCCCAGGUGGGCUGAGGGGGCCGCAGCGGGGCCCACCCCCACGGAACCAUUCCCGAGAGGCCACCAGGCGCCCAGAGUAGCACAGGAGAUGCCCGCGUGCCUGAGCCACCAGUCCCCCCAGACAGUAAACCACCCUCACCCCCCCCACGCCGUGGCCGCGCUGUGGGGGCAGCUGCUCCGCACAGAGCCCCCCCCCAAGGGCCGGGCGGAAGCCGCUGGGACCCUCCGGGGCUGCCGGGAUUUAGCAGGGAGGUGGCUGGCUGCAGUGACAGCAGGUGGGCGAGGUGCUCAGCCUUUCUCCCUCCCCGUAUCCGGCGGCGCAAGGGCUGGGGGAAGGCCUCGUAGCCCGGGGACUCAGCCACUUUCUCAGCUGGAGAUGGGGCAGGGGGUUAGAGUCUCCAUCAGGUGCAGGUGAGAUCACGGGUCCCUUUAAUCUUCAGAGCCCCUGUCCUGAAAGCGUCCCAGAGGCUUUGGUCACGCCAUGAAGAGAGUGCUGGGGCGGGCGUCUCUCUCCCCCUGAGGCCUGGAUUCCCCCAUGGACCGCACUUGGGUUCUGAACAGCAGCCCUAGGCGCCCCCACCGCCUCCCCCCCCCACACACACACACGCACACAUCCCGCUGGGUCCACUGUACUGGGCCACUUGUUUUCCCCUCGGUUGGGCGUGGGUCUGCAGGGAAGGGACAUCUGCUCUCAGGCCCACGCUUCCUGGGUGGCCUUUGCCUGCUCCGUCUCCCUCCAUUGGCCUUCCUUUUGCUCUAGUUCCCACUUCACAAAACCUCCUCAGACUCUUCUCGACUCCCCCUCCCUCUCCCCCUCCGGAAUCAUCCCCCCCGCCCUCCUCCUCUUUCUAGUUGCUCCCUCUCACCUUCCUGGCCCCUCAGAUCCUUGCCAUGGAGGUUCUCACUCUGAAUCCUUCUCCUGCGGUACCCAUGGCAGGAACCUAAGAAAGCUUUCCUGCCGCUGACCACCUUUCCCAGGCCCCUGUGCGCUGGGAUACUUCCAGGCUCCUCCAGCCCAGCCUGAGGGAGGGUAGGAUGGACCAGUGCCUGGGAGCAGCAUUGCCUAGCCUGGAGUUUGCACCCGGUUUCUAGCUUUGCCCUAGAAGAACUUGACCCAGGGGCCCUUUGGCCUUGGAGUUUUUUGCUGCCUCUUUAGCUGGCACCUGUGUACAAAGCUUCACUGAGGAGGCUUCCUACUGGGAAAGCGUUCUCCCAACCCAGGGACAGGGAUGGAGGGGGACUUAGGGGAAGACAGGGUUUGGAGGCGGAGCCAGGAGUAAGUGUUGGUGGGACCAGUGGGGGAAUCCCCCAGAGCCCCCCAUCUGACUAUACAGCCUGCCCAGAGGAUGGGAGUAAGGCAGUGCCCUCCCGGAGGCCCGAGAUUAUGCCAGAAGGAGGGGGAACUGUACAGGAGAGCCACGGCCGACGAGCUGGGGCUGUGAGUCCCCCGGGGCCUCAGAAGACUGGGCUUUUUGGGGUAUAGGGUCCCUGGCCUCUCCUCUGAGAUCC
This is a messenger RNA of Physeter macrocephalus (sperm whale), 2412 nucleotides long. RefSeq names its product SMG6 nonsense mediated mRNA decay factor. The transcript has 7 exons. Gene Ontology annotation, molecular function: telomeric repeat DNA binding; telomerase RNA binding. Gene Ontology annotation, biological process: nuclear-transcribed mRNA catabolic process, nonsense-mediated decay. Bases 1 to 918 code for a protein of 305 amino acids. Gene Ontology annotation, cellular component: telomerase holoenzyme complex. The record is from RefSeq and is a predicted model, not a curated record. NCBI's taxonomy places the organism in Eukaryota, Metazoa, Chordata, Mammalia, Artiodactyla, Physeteridae.